AUGGGUAUUCAAGGUCUAUUGCCUGCUCUAAGAUCUAUUCAAAACACGAGACAUCUCUCGGAAUUCUCUGGACAAACUAUCGCAGUAGAUGCCUAUGUAUGGCUUCAUAAGGGAGUUUUCACCUGUGCCACUGAGUUGGCAACUGGGAUAUUAACUCACAAAUAUGUCAAUUAUGCGAUGGAAAAAGUCAGACUACUUCGACAUCACGGCAUAGAACCGUAUAUUGUAUUCGAUGGUGGCCCAUUACCGGCAAAGAAGGGCACGGAGGUCGAGCGGAAGCGUAAGCGUGAUGAACAUCUUGCCCGGGGGAACUUGCUAGCGUCUCAGGGAAAACACGCUCAGGCGCGAGACUGUUAUCUCAAGUGUGUGGAUGUUACCCCCCAGAUGGCCUUCCAACUCAUCAAGGCACUUCGCGCGGAAUCUGUUCAAUAUAUUGUCGCUCCGUAUGAAGCAGAUGCACAACUAGCAUUUCUAGAACGCCAAGGCAUUGUUUCGGCAAUUUUAACAGAGGAUUCUGACCUUCUUGUGUUUGGCUGCAAGAAUGUUCUAUUGAAAUUUGAUCCCGUUGCUAGAACUGUCGUCUCGAUCUCUCGAGCCGACUUUGCAUCUGUCACCGCUACUUCUUUAGAUUCCAAUGGCCUCUCUCUCGUCGGUUGGUCCGAUAACCAGUUCCGGGCUAUGGCUAUACUCAGCGGCUGCGACUAUCUUCCGAGUAUUCCUGGUAUUGGACUGAAGACUGCAUGCGCUAUGCUAAGGAGAUGGAAGACCCCACAAGCCGUCGUUCGACAAAUUGCACUGGAGGGGAAAAAGCGCGUUCCCAAGGGAUACCUCGACCAGUUUAGACUGGCCGAGAAGUGUUUUCUCCACCAGAGGGUUUAUGAUCCUUCGUCCGAGAAGCUAGUAUAUUUAAGUGAUGUGGAUUUGCAAAGCUGGGAUGAUUUAGCAGAAGCAUAUAUCGGAGGGUAA
Molecule: messenger RNA, 966 nt
Organism: Lentinula edodes (shiitake mushroom)
Lineage: Eukaryota; Fungi; Basidiomycota; Agaricomycetes; Agaricales; Omphalotaceae
Product: PIN domain-like protein
Exons: 3
Coding region: 1-966 (321 amino acids)
Biological process (GO): mismatch repair; DNA recombination; DNA double-strand break processing
Cellular component (GO): nucleus
Molecular function (GO): 5'-flap endonuclease activity; DNA binding; 5'-3' DNA exonuclease activity
Source: RefSeq, a predicted model, not a curated record